Eleginops maclovinus (Patagonian blennie) is the source of this 1011-nucleotide messenger RNA. RefSeq names its product C-signal-like. The coding region runs from base 129 to 947 and encodes 272 amino acids. The record is from RefSeq and is a predicted model, not a curated record. Gene Ontology annotation, molecular function: oxidoreductase activity. Lineage: Eukaryota; Metazoa; Chordata; Actinopteri; Perciformes; Eleginopidae. The transcript has 6 exons. Gene Ontology annotation, cellular component: cytoplasm.
CAUAGCACUGCCCCCCACAGGCCUGUGACUUUUUUUGGCUGGGCAGUGUAUAUCAAAGUUACUCGCCCACUAUUAUAAAAAGAGGAUGUAGUGGGUGUGGCCAGUCCAAAAACUUCUGCAGGGAUUUAAUGCAAGCGCUCAGAGGGAGAAUUGUGCAAGUUGAGUCGCAGGCAAUGGCAGCUCAAUCAGUCAGCGUGCUAAUCACAGGGGCCAACCGAGGCCUGGGCCUGGAGAUGGUGAAGCAAAUGGUGGAGGCACCCCGACAACUGAGAAAGCUUUUCGCCUGUUGCAGGGAUCCAGAAGGGCCAAGAGCUGAGGCUCUGCAAACACUGGCAAAGAAGCAUCCUAACAUCAUCUCUGUCGUCCGCCUCGACGCAGAUGACCUUUGCAGCAUAAAACAAUGUGUCCAGCAGGUGGGCCUUCUGGUCGGGACGGGGGGUCUCAACCUGCUGAUUAACAACGCAGCAAUCCUCUUCAGAAGCAACCUACUGGAAAUAAGUCCUGAGGAGAUGCAGAAGACCUUCAAUACCAACGUCAUGGGCCCGAUGAACAUCAUUAAAGAGUUCUUGCCUCACCUGCGUGCAGCAGCAAAGGCCAGUGGGACACCAGGAAUGUCUACCAGCAAAUCAGCUGUCAUCAAUAUCUCCUCUACUCUGGGUUCAAUGCAAUAUAUUCACCAAUCAUAUGACUUCAUACCCGGGGUUUCCUACCGCGUCAGCAAGGCUGCACUGAACAUGCUGACUGCGUGUGCUGCAGAGGAACUGAGGAAGGAGGAGAUCCUGUUUUCUGUGCUGCAUCCAGGCUGGGUGCGCACUGAGUUGGGGGGAGAGAAUGCGGAUAUUGAUGCUCAGGAGAGUGUGCUGGGAAUGCUCGAUGUGAUGGCCUCCAUGACUGAGAAGCAGAGCGGAGCCUUCCUGGACUACAAAGGAAAACCCGUUCCUUGGUAGCGUCAGACCAAUUCAUAAACUGCAGUCAAUUACUCCAAGUGAAAUAAACCAAUUGUUGUUCGAA